Ornithodoros turicata is the source of this 1073-nucleotide messenger RNA. RefSeq lists its product as uncharacterized. The transcript is spliced from 3 exons. The record is from RefSeq and is a predicted model, not a curated record. The coding region runs from base 212 to 937 and encodes 241 amino acids. Lineage: Eukaryota; Metazoa; Arthropoda; Arachnida; Ixodida; Argasidae.
CUGGGGAACGUGAGUCCUGGGCAGACUUCUGAGGGAACUGUGCCGACAUCUGUAUGACAGCGUCUGAAGCAAACCUCACGAGAAAACCCUUAGCAGGACUGUCGGAACCGAGAUUGGAACCCGGGUACCUCCCAGUCUCGACGUGACAUGGUAACUACCACUACAGACCUAAUUACGCCCUUUCGCCCUGGCCAAUCUCCCUUAGUGGCUUAUGGCAAUCUUUUCAUUGGAAGAAGUCGAAGAAGCAGUCAUUGGUAGAAGAAGUAGAAGAAGAGGAGGAAGAAGACCGUUGACAACAACGAGCGACAUGCGAGAGGAAGCAAUCAGAGUGGGAGACAAGUUCCAAUGGAACCCUUCAGCAUCUGUGGAUCUCGACCCUGCGUAUCGGCAGAAGGACCAAAUACGAGAGAAAAUGCCGAGAGUCUCCAAAGUGGACUGGACGGGAGCGGCGGUAUGUUUCUUGGUAUUCGUUAUGUUCGCAGGUUUCUUAGCUGUCUUCAUUUGGGGUCUGCAUACUCAACCGGACAUGCAGCCGCAUACCACGCGUCCUCUGCUCCAACCAACUUCGUCGUGGUCGCAUGAGCCUCCUACGGAAGCCGACAUUGCUGCAUUCGACGAAACGUCUUCAUUAACACCGGACUUUGAAUACACUCUGGGCAAUAAACACCAUGGGGAUGAGCAUCUACCUACGGCGUCGACAAUGACUGCUGGUACUACAGCGAGUAAGCACGAUCCAUAUAUCCAUAAAACAGUGGAAAGCAAACGACAGACGAACUUUGUAUCGGGAAUUGUGGGAGGGCACGAGGCCAAUCCAAGGGGUUCCGUUGGAACAUCGAUGAACCUCCAGAGAGGUCUGCUACGCAGGUUGCUGGUUUCGCACGCUCACAAUGCGCCAUAUACUACGGAUAGGGUGUUGGUGAGACGUCAAGAGACUUGAGGGUGCACACCCUAUCUGGUGCCAAGCCGUCACCGAAGCACUGUGGCGCUUGCGUCAUUCACCAUCCUCGUGGUGCUCUGCGGACCUCUACCAGCCUCCGCAGAGCAUUAAAUGUGCUAUAUCGUGCUGAAUUAAA